AUGAGGGUCACCGCGUUGGUCCUGUCGGUGCUUUUUGCGCUGGCUGUUGAGGUAAGGAUGUAAAAUUAAUAGCUUUUAUAUUACAAAAAUUGUAUGCCGUAUAUUUUUAUGGAAGAAUUUAGCGCCUUAUGUUUACAUAAACUUGGCUCCUAUCAGUGGUAUUAUAAAUAAAUAAUUUGAGGCUAUUUUUGAGCAAAACUCGUAUAUAAAUUUCUGAAUAUACGACAGGUCGAUUUUUAAAAAAUUUUUCUGCGUGAUGUGUGUAGUAGGACGAUUUGAAUUUCCAAAAUUUUGAGCCUCUUCUUCGCUGCAACUUCCAAAAUGGGCAAAAUUUUUGUUGUGUGCUGUAAACUACACGCUCGGAACUUUUCACUUUUUUUGGUUCUGAAAACACAUCCUUUUAUGGUAAGAUUGAUCAAAAUUCAUACCUCAAAAGAUGUUUUUUCUUGUGUUAAAAAAUGCAAGCUAGCCAGAACAAAGAUUAUGCUGACCAUCUUAUCACAAAUUGACUCUGUUUUUCAAAGAAACCUCUAUGAAUUUUGAUCUUUGUACCAUUAUUUUUCCCCUUCUAAAACUUGUAUUUUAGGCCAAGCGCACUAACCGCCGUUAUCGCCUAAAAAUAGAUUCCGAUGAGCUCGAUCGCAUGGAUACGAUCGCCGUUCCCCAGCUCAGUGAAGAGUCUGAGUCUUCGGAGGAAGAGGAGAUCAUUCAACAUGCCCAACUCGACCGGGCCUACCGCCCCAAGCCUUCUGAAUCCCACCAUUCCAACGUUAGAGAUCUGAAACAUCCAGAUUCGUCGUUUGAAAGCUCCGAAGAAAUGGAAAAUCCAGUUUCGGUUGAUAAAAAAGCCCAUAAGGAAUAUCCAAGAGAGUCCAAGUACUUGAAGCACAAAUGCCUCAGGCAGUCGGAAAAUUUUGUAGAACAUAAGACUUAUCCAAGGUCCUGGGAACACGCCGGAUUCGAGGCGUCGUUGCCAUUUGAGUGGGACUGGAGGGAUGUAAAUGGAAUCAAUUACUGCAGCCCCAAUAGAAAUCAGCACAUCCCGGUGUACUGUGGAAGCUGCUGGGUGUUCGGAACCUUGGGUGAGUUGGGGAUUGAUGAUUUAUGGGUCUCUCUCUGUAUAGGAAUGUAAUAAGACUAAACUGGGUUCCUUAAUUUUGGCUUGUGAUGAUUUUUUCAUAAGGAGAAUAUUAAAUUGUACCCGCCGAUCUUCUUCAAAAUUUUCAUGCGGUCUCUAAAUAGGCCGCAAAUAAUCUUCAUAAAAUUUAGCGCAUACUUGUGAACCGUAUUUUAAAUAGAUUAGUCGUUGCAUAAUUGUGCCAAAAAUGCAUGCUUAUUAUCUUUUCUAAACCUCAAAUUACUUUGAGUCAACCUCGUUUUACAAACCUAACAAUACAUAAAGUGUUACCAAAGCGCGAAAUCAACGUCAUUACCAAAAAGGGCUAGAAAAUGUGCGUUCUUUCCGACCCUUUCUCUCUCUUCUUCUCUUCUACUGAGAUUCGGUCUCUUCUCUCUCGCUCCAAAGAGGAACCCAUUUCAAUUGUCGCGCGCUUUUCUGAUGAGCUUCCAAAAAGGGUUUGAUCCGGUAUCUCUGGGGUCCAUGCAUCCUCAAACGGACAAAUCUUUCGCCUUUUACUAAAGAUUUCCGUGCAUGGGCUCGCUUAUGAGUUCAAAAAAUUUUUGGAAGUCCAGUCGAAUGAUUGGACUGAUAGUAAUUGGAAUCAUCGUAUUUUACAAAAUCUGUUGGAUUUCAGUCUACCAAAAGCUGAAAUUUUUUAUGUUGGACUGACAAUGAAAAUACGUUUCGAGAUGAAAAUCUGUUAACGAAGAUAGAGAAGUCCGAGAUUUGUUGAUCCACUGAAAACUCAUAGGUCAAAAUUUAUCAUAAAUCUGUGCGUCUUAGCUCAGUUCUCUUCGGCGUAUUUUAAAAACUUUCUAGGCGCUCUGAAUGACCGUUUCAACGUUGCCCGCAAGAAUCGCUGGCCCAUGACCAACCUAUCGCCUCAGGAAAUCAUCGAUUGUAAUGGCAAAGGAUCAUGCCAAGGGGGAGAAGUUUUGGAUGUCUUCAAUCACGCCAAAGUUCAUGGUUUGGUCGAAGAAGGAUGCAACAACUACAAGGCUGUCAAUGGACGUGAGUAAUUUAUGUUGUACAUUAGACUUGAUUUUUGUUAAUGAUUAUUCUCCAAACAGGAUCAGUCGAUUUCUCCCAGAUUUUGCAUACUUACUCUAUAUAUACUAUCGUUUCAUCCGUAAAAAUUUUAGCUCAGAUUGGCUAUAUUUCAGCAACAUUGGCUGAAAUAUAGCCAAUUAUUUUGUUGACCAUUGAUUUUUUACCUUGGCCCCGCUUCUAUGUUAUUUUUAAACUCAAAAAACCUUCAGAAUGCGACCCGUUCCAUCGUUGCGGAACUUGCUGGCCGGAACAUUGUGAUCCCAUCCAAAACUACACCAAAUAUUACAUCAAGGAUUACGGUAAGAUCAGCGGCCGUUUGAAUAUGAUGGCUGAGAUCCACAACCGAGGACCAAUUGCUUGUUCGAUCGGAGCCACUCCCAAAUUUGAAUUUGAGUAUACUGGGGGAAUUUACAACGAAUUUAGUGACUUGCCAGUAAGUUUUUUUGGAUUUUUUUGUGUUGGAAUUUGAGGAGAAGACUUGACUCGGAAAAUUUUCUAAUCGGUUUUUUAGCAAUUUUACAGGUUGUGGAAAUCCUUGAAAGCGUAUUUUAAAUUUAUUUUUACUCAAUUUUUGAAAAAUUUUGCUAAGGGAAAGACUUGACUCAAGCUGGGUCAAGUGUUUUCCUGAGACUGAAAUGAUAUGACCUAAAGGAUCACCCUUUGUAGUUACAUAUUUUUUUUGAAGUUCGUUGACGGCCUCUGAAUUAUCUUCCUCAAAUUAAAAAUUUUUUUUGGGUCAAGUCUUUCUCCCAUCAAAUUUUACUUUUACUUUCCAUUCAAUUUCAAUGGUAAACCACUUUCAGAGCAACCACAUUGUCUCCGUCUCCGGUUGGGGAUACGAUAACGCCACCAAAACAGAGUAUUGGAUCGUCAGAAACUCGUGGGGAGAUGCCUUUGGAGAGACUGGCUGGUUCCGUGUGGUCACUUCGGUCUUCAUGAACGGCAGAGGCGAUCUUUAUAACAUGGGGAUAGAGAGAGAGUGCUACUGGGCUGAUCCGGAUGUCAGCAAUUUGAAUUAG
This is a messenger RNA of Bursaphelenchus xylophilus (pine wood nematode), 3189 nucleotides long. Lineage: Eukaryota; Metazoa; Nematoda; Chromadorea; Rhabditida; Aphelenchoididae. The record is from the annotation of a GenBank genome assembly.